AUUUAUUUUUUUCUCUUGCACCCAGACCCCCCCCCCCCCCCCCCCCCGCCUCCUCUCCCUUCCUGGACACCCCCGGUCCAUUAUCCACCAGUCCCACGUCAUUUUCCCUCCUCCCUCGCUGACCGAGGAGCAAGGUUUACGGAGGAUUUAUUCGGACACCAAGAAUUCAAAUAGAAACGCUGGGAACAUGUCUUGCAGCGAGGAUGAGAGGGAGGACUUUGGAGCCGAUGACGAGCACUCACUUCUUCACGAUGAGGACGAGCCGGAGGAUGCUGUCUCUGACGCAGAAGAGGCACCCAAGUCAAAGAAGAAGAAGAAAGCCAAAAAGAGCAACCGGGAGAGCAGGAGCAGCAAGAGGCAGAGACCCAUCCGGGAGCAGGAAUUGCCAGUCAGCUCCCCAGAGCACCUGAUUGGAUUGGAGGCAGCAGAGAGGGAUGUAAAUGAGGGAGGUAUGCGGUCAGAGAGUGAAGGAAGUGAUUAUGCACCUGGUAGAAAAAAGAAAAAACGCUCCAGCUCUGCCAAAGACAAGAAGAAAGGAGGAGGGGGAGGAGAGAAAGGAGGCUCAAAGAGCAAACGUAAAGAUCCAGAACCGGAUGAUGACGACGAUGAUGACGACGAUUGCCAGCCUAAAAGCUCCACGCAGCUGCUGGAGGCCUGGGGCAUGAAAGACAUUGACCACGUCUUUACUCAGGAAGACUACAGCUCCCUCACGAACUACAAGGCAUUCAGUCAGUUUGUCAGGCCUUUAAUUGCUGCAAAGAACCCCAAAAUUCCUGUGUCCAAAAUGAUGACUUUAAUGAUGGCUAAAUGGAGGGAAUUCAGCACAAAUAACCCACUCAAGGGUUGCGCCACUGCUAAUGCAGCCUUGGCAGCUGCCAAUGUGGCUGCAGCUGUGGAGAACAUGGUGGUUGCAGGGACCGAUGGAGGUGCAGAGACUCCUCCUGCUGCUCCUGCUCCAGUUCCUGCCGCCGCUGCAGCUCCUGCUCCAACACCAGCUGCACCUCCUGCUGCUCCAGCACCUCCGCUCCGCAAAGCCAAGACCAAAGAGGGAAAAGGCCCAAAUGCUCGCAAGAGGUCAAAGCCUGCGUCUAAACCUCCUGCUAAACAGAAACCCAAGAAGGUGGCUCCACUCAAAAUCAAACUGGGAGGCCUCAACAGCAAGAGGAAGCGCUCAUCUAGCGAUGAAGAUGAACCUGAUGUCGACAGUGACUUCGAUGACGGGAGUUUCUCUGUUUCUGAUGGCUCCAACCGCAGCAGCCGUUCUAAGAAGAAAUCUAAGAGUGCCAAGAAAAAGAAGAAAGUGGAAACAGAAGAUGGUGACGGGUAUGAGACGGACCAUCAGGACUACUGUGAGGUGUGCCAGCAGGGCGGGGAGAUCAUUUUGUGUGACACCUGCCCUCGAGCCUAUCACAUGGUCUGUCUGGACCCAGACAUGGAGAAAGCACCUGAGGGCAAGUGGAGUUGCCCACACUGUGAGAAGGAGGGGAUCCAGUGGGAGGCCAGGGAUGAUCUGUCCGAGGCCGAAGGGGAGGACGAUGACGACAGGAGAGAUGAAGGGUUGGAGGAGGAAGACGACCAUCACAUCGAGUUUUGCCGCGUGUGCAAGGACGGUGGAGAGUUGCUGUGUUGUGACACCUGCCCCUCCUCCUACCACAUCCACUGCCUUAAUCCUCCUCUCCCUGAGAUCCCCAACGGGGAGUGGAUCUGCCCCCGCUGCAAGUGUCCACCGAUGAAGGGAAAAGUGCAGAAGGUUUUAUUGUGGCGCUGGGGGGAUCCACCAGCCCCCAUGCCUGUCCCUCGGCCUCCUGACCUUCCUGCUGAUGCUCCUGAUCCUCCUCCUUUGGUGGGCCGCAGGGAGAGGGAGUUCUUUGUCAAAUGGUGCAAUAUGUCCUACUGGCACUGCUCCUGGGUGCAGGAGCUACAGUUGGAGCUGAACUGCCAGGUGAUGUUUCGUAACUACCAGAGGAAGACCGACAUGGACGAUCCUCCUCCUGUAGACUUUGGAGGUGAGGGCGAUGAUGACAAAAGCACCAAGAGGAAGAACAAAGAUCCCCUCUUUGUCCACAUGGAGGAGGAGUUUUGCCGGUUUGGAGUCAAGCUGGAGUGGCUGAUGAUCCACCGCAUCCUUAACCACAGUGUUGAUAAGAAGAACAAUGUGCAUUAUCUAAUAAAGUGGAGAGAUCUGGCAUAUGACCAGUCCACCUGGGAGAGUGAAGACAUGGACAUUCCUGAGUAUGACACAUACAAGCAGAUCUACUGGAAUCACAGAGAGCUGAUGACGGGGGAGGAGGGGAAACCUGGUAAGAAGCUUAAGAAGACCGUCAAAGUGAAAAAGGCAGAGCGGCCACCUGCUAACCCAGUUGUAGAUCCCACCAUAAAGUUUGAUCGGCAGCCAGACUACCUGGACAGUACAGGAGGCACGCUGCAUCCCUACCAGCUGGAGGGGCUGAACUGGCUGAGGUUUUCUUGGGCUCAGGCCACGGACACAAUCCUGGCUGAUGAGAUGGGUUUGGGCAAGACUGUACAGACAGCUGUCUUCCUGUACUCGUUGUACAAGGAGGGCCACUCCAAAGGCCCCUUCCUGGUCAGUGCUCCUCUGUCCACCAUCAUCAACUGGGAGAGAGAGUUUGAGAUGUGGGCUCCUGACAUGUAUGUGGUCACUUAUGUUGGAGACAAAGACAGCAGAGCGGUUAUCCGAGAAAAUGAGUUCUCCUGCGAGGGCAACGCCACCAGAGGAGGGAAAAAGGCCUCCAAGAUGAAGAAAGACUCAACAAUUAAGUUUCACGUUCUGCUGACAUCCUAUGAGUUGAUUACCAUUGACCAGGCUGUGCUGGGCUCCAUUGAAUGGGCCUGUUUGGUUGUUGAUGAGGCGCACAGACUCAAGAACAACCAAUCCAAGUUCUUUAGGCAGUUGAACAACUAUUCACUGCAACACAAACUUCUGCUCACUGGAACCCCUCUUCAGAACAACCUGGAGGAGCUUUUUCACCUGCUGAACUUCUUGACUCCAGAGAGAUUCAAUAACCUUGAAGGGUUUCUGGAGGAGUUUGCAGACAUCGCCAAAGAGGACCAAAUCAAGAAACUCCAUGACAUGUUGGGACCCCACAUGCUCAGGAGGCUGAAGGCCGAUGUGUUCAAACACAUGCCUUCUAAAACAGAACUCAUCGUUCGAGUGGAGCUGAGCCCCAUGCAGAAGAAAUACUACAAGUUUAUUCUAACACGUAACUUCGAGGCCCUGAACACUCGAGGAGGCGGAAACCAAGUGUCUUUGCUAAACGUUGUCAUGGACCUUAAAAAAUGCUGCAAUCACCCCUACCUCUUCCCUGCUGCUGCCACAGAGGCACCAAAACUCCCAAAUGGCAUGUAUGAAGGUGCCGCCCUGACCAAAGCUUCAGGGAAGCUGAUGCUGCUCCAGAAGAUGAUGAAGAAGCUGAAGGAAGGAGGCCACAGGGUUCUGGUUUUCUCCCAAAUGACCAAAAUGCUUGACCUACUGGAGGACUUCCUGGAGAACGAGGGAUACAAAUAUGAGAGGAUUGAUGGAGGAGUCACUGGCAACAUGAGACAAGAGGCUAUUGAUCGCUUUAAUGCUCCUGGUGCUCAGCAGUUUGCGUUCCUCCUCUCCACUCGGGCCGGUGGUUUGGGCAUUAAUCUGGCCUCUGCUGACACAGUUAUCAUCUUCGACUCUGACUGGAACCCUCACAAUGACAUCCAGGCGUUCAGCAGAGCUCAUCGUAUCGGCCAGAACAGGAAGGUGAUGAUCUAUCGCUUUGUCACUAAAGCUUCUGUUGAAGAGAGGAUCACACAGGUGGCAAAGAAGAAGAUGAUGCUCACUCACCUUGUGGUGAGACCCGGCCUCGGCUCUAAGACCGGCUCCAUGUCCAAGCAGGAACUCGAUGACAUCCUUAAGUUUGGAACAGAAGAGCUGUUCAAGGAUGAGGUCGGGGAUGGGGACAACAAAGAGGAUGACAGCAGCGUGAUCCACUAUGACGAUCCGGCGAUUGAGCGUUUGCUGGACAGAAACCAGGACGCCACAGAGGACACUGAGCUCCAGAGCAUGAAUGAGUACCUCAGUUCCUUUAAGGUGGCCCAGUAUGUGGUCAAAGAUGAAGACGACGAGGAGGAGGAGUUAGAAAGGGAGGUGAUCAAGCAGGAGGAGAGCGUUGAUCCUGACUACUGGGAGAAGCUGCUUCGGCAUCACUAUGAGCAGCAGCAAGAGGACCUUGCACGCAAUUUAGGCAAAGGCAAAAGAACUAGAAAACCGGUCAACUACAAUGACGGUUCCCAGGAGGAUCGAGGUAUACGACAGGACUGGCAGGAGGAUCAGUCUGAUAACCAGUCUGAUUACUCGGUGGCUUCAGAGGAGGGAGACGAGGACUUUGAUGAACGUGCUGAAGCGAACGCGCGCAGGCCUAACAGGAAAGGGCUGAGGAACGACCGGGACAAACCUCUUCCUCCGCUGCUCGCCAGGGUUGGAGGUAACAUUGAGGUUUUGGGCUUCAACGCUCGUCAGAGGAAGGCUUUCCUCAACGCGGUUAUGCGUUAUGGGAUGCCGCCACAGGAUGCUUUCACCAACCAGUGGCUGGUCAGGGAUCUGCGAGGGAAGCCUGAGAAGGAGUUCAAAGCCUAUGUGUCUCUGUUCAUGCGCCACCUCUGUGAGCCGGGAGCCGACGGAGCUGAGACCUUUGCAGAUGGCGUCCCGCGUGAGGGUCUGUCCAGGCAACAUGUGCUUACUCGCAUCGGUGUGAUGUCACUGAUAAGGAAGAAGGUGCAGGAGUUUGAGCACGUGAACGGUCAGUGGUCGAUGCCCUGGAUGGCGGAGCUGGAGGAGAACAAACGGGCGGCAGCUUUAGCUGCAGGCGAAGACCCGAAAACUCCUUCAACUGGGACUCCUGCAGACACGCAGCCCAACACCCCCAUCCCAGAAGAUUUUUCUAAAUCAGAUGAGCGAGAUGACAUGAAGAAAGAGGGAGAGGACAGCAAAGCUAAGAAAGAUGAUCCAGAGGUUAUUGAAAUCCCAGAUGAGUCUGAAAAGUCCCCCGUUGUUAACAAGAAAGAUGCUGCUGUGGAGAAGGAAGACAAGGAGGAUGGAGAGGAAGGAAAGGAGAAGGAAGCUGAAGACCUGAGCAGAGAGAAAGAAGAGAAGUCUUCAGCAGCGAUGGUUGCUUCUGUAAACAAUAAGGGGGGAGGUUCAGAUGGAAGGAUGGAUUCAGAGGACAAGUGUAAAGCUGAGGACGGCAAAUACGAGAAGAUGGACACCUCACCACCAGAGGAGAGAAAAGAUCCAAAGGAGGAGAAGGACGGCGUGAAAACAGAGGAGCCCGGAAAGCUGCAGAAUGGAGAGAAUGCCAAAGAUGGAGGAGCAGCUGCGGUUAACAUCAGCGAAGAGAAGAAGAAAGCCACCAAGCAGAGAUUCAUGUUCAACAUCGCAGACGGGGGCUUCACAGAGCUCCACUCCCUGUGGCAGAACGAAGAGAGGGCCGCCACUGUCACGAAGAAGACCUAUGAGAUCUGGCACCGUCGUCAUGACUACUGGCUGUUGGCUGGAAUCAUACAACACGGGUACGCUCGAUGGCAGGAUGUGCAGAACGAUGUGAGGUUUGCUAUUAUCAACGAGCCCUUCAAAGGAGAGAUGAGCAGAGGAAACUUCCUGGAAAUCAAGAACAAGUUUCUGGCUCGCAGGUUCAAGUUGCUGGAGCAGGCUUUGGUGAUCGAGGAGCAGCUGCGUAGGGCGGCCUACCUGAACAUGACAGAGGACCCGGCCCACCCCUCCAUGGCCCUCAACACUCGCUUCAGUGAGGUAGAGUGUCUCGCCGAGUCCCAUCAGCACCUCAGCAAGGAGUCCAUGUCUGGAAACAAGCCUGCCAACGCGGUGCUCCAUAAAGUCCUCAAACAGCUGGAGGAACUGCUGAGUGACAUGAAGGCUGACGUCACUCGUCUCCCAGCAACCAUCGCCAGGAUCCCCCCCGUGGCCGUACGGCUGCAGAUGUCUGAGAGGAACAUCCUCAGCCGAUUGGCCAGCCGGGGUCCCGAGGUCGGGCUCCAGAAUCCAUCACAAACCUCACAGCAAAUGCAGGUGCCGCGCUGACCAAUCACAUUGCAGCUUUGAAGCUAGGCGGUCUCACCUCACCACCACGUAGCAGAUGUUCUCCCCUCCAAACACCGUGUACAGAACAGUCAGGUUAGUUCCUCCCCCUCGCUCUGUGCCGACAACUCAUCUCCAGACUCAGACGCUGUGCAGCUUGACUUUGUUUCUAAAAGACGGGAGUCGAUAGAAUAAUCACUUGCCUCUCCGCGGCAGAAUAAAUACGAGCAUUUCUCUUUCUGGGAUCAGAUUCAGCUCCUCAGCUCUCACCUGUCCUGACAGCAGGGUCAACCGUGUGCUUGUGACAUAUGUACCAUGGAACAGGUGUGGAGUUUCCUGAUGCUUUACAUUAACUUUUAGUUCCCUGAAGAAUUCAAGGGAUUGGAUUGUGCUUCUUUCCACCUUUAGGGACUUGUGAAAACACCGACGUUUUGUUAGGAGUCAUUGAGCAGGAAUUUUGUGGCCGAUAGGGUACCGGUCUGUGUGUAAAGAGAAAGUGUUUCAUGUUUGUGAUGAACAUAAAAAUGUGCGUCUCUACUGCAGCGAGCCUCUCCCCUGAGACUGUUACCGUCAUUUCUGCGUCAGUCUUAUCCGUCUGUUACCUCUUCCUGUGUUCGUCCUGCCACCUGCACCGCAGGUAAGCUGAUCUGAGAUUAGCUCUUUGUACCCCCCCCCCCCAACUAGUACCUUGACAUUCCUAACUGCACCAAAAAUCUGCUUAACUGGGAACUUCCCCUAAAAUACUAAAGUAGGACAUGUUUUUGGUACAUGUGAAUUUUACAAAUGACGGCAACCUUUAAGUUUAUUUAAUUUCUUAUUGUCUGUUUGUUUUAUGUCAUUGAAUAUUGUUAUUGUCACCACCUUGUUUUUAUUGAUGCCGUUCGUUUUUAUGGACUACAAUAAAAUGUCAGACGUU
Nothobranchius furzeri (turquoise killifish) is the source of this 6998-nucleotide messenger RNA. RefSeq names its product chromodomain helicase DNA binding protein 4b (gene chd4b). Gene Ontology annotation, molecular function: ATP-dependent chromatin remodeler activity; DNA binding; ATP binding. The record is from RefSeq and is a predicted model, not a curated record. Gene Ontology annotation, biological process: negative regulation of transcription by RNA polymerase II; chromatin remodeling. NCBI's taxonomy places the organism in Eukaryota, Metazoa, Chordata, Actinopteri, Cyprinodontiformes, Nothobranchiidae. Gene Ontology annotation, cellular component: nucleus; chromatin.